Molecule: messenger RNA, 1415 nt
Organism: Setaria italica (foxtail millet)
Lineage: Eukaryota; Viridiplantae; Streptophyta; Magnoliopsida; Poales; Poaceae
Product: zinc finger protein CONSTANS-LIKE 1
Exons: 1
Coding region: 106-951 (281 amino acids)
Biological process (GO): regulation of flower development; regulation of photoperiodism, flowering
Cellular component (GO): nucleus
Molecular function (GO): zinc ion binding; protein binding
Source: RefSeq, a predicted model, not a curated record
CUUCCAUUUCCCACUCCCACACACAAACGCAAGAAGCUCAGCGAAGCCGAGGCAAGCGGCUCAAGAAGAAAAGAAAAGCCUAGGAGGAGAGGCUCGAUCAAGGAGAUGAUGAGAAGCGAAGGCAGCACGAGCCCAGCGGCCGGGGGAGCCGCGUGCGCUGUCUGCGGCGGCGUGGCGGCGGUGUACUGCGCUGCGGACGCCGCGGCGCUCUGCACCCCCUGCGACGCCGCUGUGCACGCGGCCAACCUGCUGGCGUCGCGCCACGAGCGCGUGCCGAUCUCCAUGGCCGCCGUGGCGGCGGCGUCCGGCGUGUACGACGACCUCUUCGCGCCCGACGACGUCGAUGCGGCGUCGUCGUGGCCAGCGGCGGUCGCGCAGGGGCAGGGGAGUCCCCAGAACGGCAGCUCGUCGGCCAGCUUCACCACCAGCGACAGCGGCACCGAGGGCCGGAGCCUGUUCGACCUGCUCUCCGACGUCGACCUCGCGGCGGCCUGCGUCACGGGCGGCGGCGGAUACCUGCCGGACGGUGUUGCGCCCGUCCAUCACGGCGGUGCACCACUGUGGGCGCAGCCCGGCAUGGCCGCCGCGUGGGCGACCACAUGGUCUCCGGCGGACGCAGCGGCCGUCGUCGUCCCGGGCGCCGCCGCCGUGGUCGCCGCGGCGGCGGAGCGGGUGGCGAGGGUGCAGCGCUACCGCGAGAAGCGCAAGAACCGCAAGUUCCAGAAGACCAUCCGCUACGCGUCCCGCAAGGCUUACGCCGAGGCGCGGCCGAGGAUCAAGGGCCGCUUCGUCAAGCGCGCCGCCGGCGCCGCCACGUCGGACAACGCCGCCGCCGCCACGAACGCCUCCGACUCCUCCAAGUUCUGGCUCUCCUUCUCCGACGACGCCCGCGACGACGGCGUCGGGUUCUACGUCGACGCCGCGGCCUACGGAGUCGUGCCAAGCUUCUAGAAUGUUCCAGACACCUCGCGAAGAAGGUUUUGGAAAUUAGGUGGCCAUGACGUUUACGGCGGUGGCGUUCACCCAGCUUAAAACAAGUUAAGAAAUGGGCGAGGGCCAUGUCGCCAUGCUAUGGGCGCCAUUGUUUGUUUUGUCUCAUGUCAUUGUUGUGGUCAAUUGUUCGUGGUGAAAUUCCGCCAUCGCUAUUUUUAAAUGAUGGCCCGGAAUUUGGAUGGGUCAAUCGGUGAACUAGGGAUUCAUGUGUUGUAAGAUAGCCUAAGUAGAUGUUCACCAUUAGCUUUCAUGAAUUGAUUUUCUAUGCUAAGAUGAUUAGUUAUGUGGUGGUUUCUCUCUUGUAUCUUUACCGAGGGGAAAAUUGUAGCGAAAGUCCGCUAUUGGUAUUUUUUUUGAUGAUCAUGCGGAUUUUCGAUGGGUCAAUCGAUGAAGAAGUGGUUAAUCUUUGAUAAAUACUUACA